UCCUUUGACUUGCUGUGUUGCAAUCGGCCAAUUAGUGAACACGAUGAUCCGGCGCCAAAGCCGCGAGCACCGUGAUGCCAGUACCAACGUGUUCGGCUGUAUGCUAUGCAGUGUUGAGUCGUGACGUUCAAUUGACGUUUCUCCAAAACUUGCCGAGCACUGAGCAGCUCAAUUCCUUCCCUUGUACUUACACUGCGAGUUCCCUCUGCAAGGCUUAUCCGUAUCCACCAUGUCACUCAUCUUCACAAUUUUCGCGCUUGUCUUUCUCACUGAGCUCAUCUCAUGGAUUGGCAAAACUGUCCUGCUUGAAUUUGCAUGGGGUCUCUACUGCAGAAUCUUCAUGAAUGCCUCAUACGCUCGACAACGCCAGCUGAAAGUCGAGCUUCUUACGGCGAAGAAAGAGCUGCUGCAAACGAGCGCGCAAGAUCAAUUUGCCAAGUGGGCGAAGCUGAGAAGGAGUGUUGACAAAAGACUAGCAGAGCUCGAGAAGCUCAAUGGGGACCUUGCAUCCAGCAAGACUGCAUUCUCAGUCAAGUUCAAUACUCUGAUGUGGGUCUUUACGACAGGACUGUCGUUCUUCGUUGGUUGGUGGUACAGAAAGGCUGCAGUAUUCUACUUGCCUUCUGGUUGGCUUGGCCCACUUGCCUGGUGGAUGUCAUUCCCUUUCGCACCUAAAGGCUCUGUGAGCGUAGGGGUGUGGCAAAUGGCGUGCCGUAGAGUGAUUAAAGUUGGAGAGCGCACGGUGAAAAAUAUCCUUGCGCCUUCGGAACCCGUCGCUGUCCCAGUUGGAAUGGAGACCAGCUCUAAGACCUCGUGAUAAGGAGUAUGAGCGGAUCCCCGUAGGAGAUCCAGCAACAAUGUUCUUAUGGUGAUCUGUAGGCUUUAUGUGUCGUGGAUCCGACCGUUUGUACUCCGCGUUCAAUUUCAGUUUCACGUAAUUGCGUGGUUGUUGCAGAAAUAAACACAUGCUCAGAAUGACGUCGGCUCGGAACGACCAGCGGU
Suillus clintonianus is the source of this 1002-nucleotide messenger RNA. Its product is annotated as WRB/Get1 family. Gene Ontology annotation, biological process: tail-anchored membrane protein insertion into ER membrane. Lineage: Eukaryota; Fungi; Basidiomycota; Agaricomycetes; Boletales; Suillaceae. The transcript is spliced from 5 exons. Bases 230 to 817 code for a protein of 195 amino acids. Gene Ontology annotation, cellular component: GET complex. The record is from RefSeq and is a predicted model, not a curated record.